Molecule: messenger RNA, 14669 nt
Organism: Podarcis lilfordi (Lilford's wall lizard)
Lineage: Eukaryota; Metazoa; Chordata; Lepidosauria; Squamata; Lacertidae
Source: the annotation of a GenBank genome assembly
GACUUCCCUGCCCGUAAUCACGCAGGGAGGGAAUGAACCGCCCCCGCCGUGCAGCAAAACAACAUUAGUCCGUCAGCUUGUUCCUCCCACCAGGAGGGGGCGCUAGAGAGAAGGCCGCGAGCGGUUGGCGGAACUUGCGCGGGCGAAGUGCAUUCUGGGGCCGACGGAGAAGAGACGACGCUUGCUUCUCCCUCGUCUUCCUUCUCUCGCAGGGAUUCAGCGGAGCCCGCGCGGCACUCUCGCCUCCUUUCUCCCGCUGUCGCGAGACGCGCGUCACCGCCUCGCACGGUCUUCUGCUUACCUCAGCCAGGAGCUCAAAGAAGGCGGAGGGCGACCCCGCUCGCGCGUCCUUCCUUCCCGCCUCUGCCGACGCUGCGCCCGCUAAGCAGCACCUGACGCCGCCGCCAUGCCGAAGAAUAAAGGUGAGGCCUGGGCAGACCUCCGCCUCCACGCGGCGCCUCUGGCCGCCCCUCUCCCCUUCGAGGCUCAGUCCCGCCCCGGGAUAAGGCGCUGCCUUCGGCGCCCCUGGGCCUGGCCCUCCGCUGGGGUUGAAGUGCGUCGCCUUCCUCUUUCGGAAGAGAGGCGAGGGUCUAGUGGCCACCCUUCCUUCUCGCGUCUUUUUCUCUUCCCUUCUUUCUUCCCUCGCAACCUUACAGUCUCCCCAACCAGAGGACUUAUAUUCGGAUUUAAGGCCCGCCUAGUUCACUGGGCUCACUCCCAAGUGUGUGUCUUGGAAGAGAAUCGUCGUGUAUUUAUUGCAUAUAUUCAAUACCACACGUGUGUGUAGGAUCACACACCCUUUUUAGGCCGUCUGGGUGGCAGGGACCUGUACGGGAAUUGGUGAUUUAAGACAUCUGAAGGCAGCCCUGUUUAGGGAAGCUUUUAAUGUUUAAUACUGUAGAUUAAUGUAUUUUAGUGUUUUGUUGGAAGCUGCCCAGAGUGGCUGGGGAAACCCAGCCAGAUGGGCGGGGUAUAAAUAAAUUAUUAUUAUUAUUAUUAUUAUUAUUAUUAUUAUUACUGUGACACCUCCCCCACACACUUUAGGCCUGUUUCCUCACCUUUACUUCCCUUUCAUUUGCUGUGUCUUAUGAUUAUUGUGUUGGUUUUGAUUAUUUGCUUUAUGUUUGUUUUCCUGGGGCAUCAGAGUCCCUGAAAGACAUUGGUCACUUGAUUCUUCUUUGGUCCUGUUGGAUUUAAUUUCCAGUUAAAUAUGAUUCCCAGAAUCAGCAACAGAGAUCAAGCCUUCAGAUUUGUAGUCUAAAUAGCUGAUGAAUUUGAGUUUUGAUUUUGAACUUCAAAGUAUACAUUCUCCUACAGUUUAGGAUAAACUGUUAGCAUGAAUGUUUUCCAAAGUGUUAUACAAAUCUUUUCAGUGCAAGAAGUUCUGUGUCAGGCAUAGGCAAACUCUGGCCUUCCAGAUGUUUGGGACUACAGUUCCCAGCAUCCCUGACCACUGGUCCUGUUAGCUAGGGAUGAUGGGAAUUGUAGUCCCAAACAUCAGGAGGGCCGGAGUUUGCCUAUGCCUGCUCUACGUCACUGUUUACUUACAUACAUAUAGAUAUAUGUGCAAAAUAGUUACAUCCAUUGCCUUUGGAAGAGGACAAAUUAUUUUUACGCUAUAAAUUCCAUUAAAUUACUAAUUUGAUAUUCAUUAGUAGCUACUACACACACUGAAAAUGGGGGGAGAUUAUGUGUUUGUUCUGUGAUUUAUUAUUAAUGGCUUUAUAAUUAGGUGUUAAUCCAUAUUUUCUACAUGGUGUUAGUGUUGUAGAUGGUAUGUAAGCUAUAUUCUUCCUGGUAUAAACCUGCCUUCGGUUUCCACGGUUAUUUAAGUUUCUGGUGUAAUAUACUUGAAUAUGCACUUAAUUUGGAUGAUUAACGUACUACUUUUCCUCUUAGAACUUACUAAACUAGAAAAUUGUAUUAGUAUAGCUAAUUCUGUUAGCUAACUACAAUAUAUGCAUUUGAAGAAGGGAAAAUGUCUGCAAACCUUAGCAAAACUGUAGAUGAUUAUUGGAAACAAACACAAGUAGUUGUGUUACCUUUUAUUGGGGAUAGUCUAUAUUUUGUACCUUUAUUGGGGAAUUUGUAUACUUUGUAUCUGAAUUUUACUGAAUUAGCUCUUAGGAGCCGUUACUAUUAGUUGUAGCACUGAGAGUGCCUUCCAAGUCUUAAAUAAAAAUUAACUGCCUUAGAGGAAGGAACAUCGAGUGGGUUAGAUGAAAAUCUGCUAUUUCAGAAAAAAAUAUUCUCUUAUUAAAAAAAAAACUUUUGGGAGGCCUGAUAUGCCACUAAUUUAUUCAACAUAAUUUUUCAUGCAGGAUUUCAAAUUAUGGUAACCCAUUGUUUCUUGCAAUUUAGGUAAGGGAGGUAAAAACAGAAGACGAGGUAAGAAUGAGAAUGAAUCAGAAAAAAGAGAACUGGUGUUCAAAGAAGAUGGACAAGGUGAGACAUACAGUUUUGUCAUCCCCUAUGCAUGCGGUAACAUUUUAUGGUUAAUGUCAUUGGAUUGCCAUGGUUUUCUGGACAUGAAACUUUUGGAGGAGACAUACCGUAUUUGUAGCUCUCUUUAAUUGGGAAAGGGAGAAAACACAGAACUUGCAUGUUUAAUUCAAACGAGAAGUACAAAGAUACGUGUUCUCUACCACCUUUCUCCUCCCCGAAAGAAAACAGCUUAUAUGCAAAAUUAAAAGAAACAAUGAGCUGAAAGAACAGAUUGAAACGUGUGAUACAAGAUAUAAGGAGAGGUGGAAGGGGGGUGGAGGAGGGUUUAGAAAAAUAUAAUAUUUUGGUACAAAUCUGGGCAUCUCCAGAGAUACUUGCUUUAGUUUUAAAUGUCAGGUGGUGCUUAAAUUAGCCUUGUGAAAAAUUUAAGAAGAUUAAAAUGAGUGAAAAUCUGAUAAACAAGAUUUCUCUUUUAACAUUGUGUGUGAUAAAGAAUUCAGAAAUGUAACCAAAUAAUUAGCACACAAGCAUGGUGAACUAGGGGAAUAGUUUGUGAGAAGGAUUUCUAGUUCCAUUAGCCAUAUUUUCUUUUUGAAAACACAUUAAUUUUUUUAACAGAUUGAUCAAUAAUUUUAAUGUAUAUUUUAUUUUAUGUUGACCACUUAGGAGUUUUAUGAUACAAGGGUCAGCUUCUGGAUUUAGUAAUCCGGUAGUACUGAAUGUAGUUAUAUAUUUUUGGUGGCUGGAUCCAUUUUUUGUGUUGAGACAUUUUAAACUCAAGCAGCUGUGAAAAAUCUGACAUUUUGCUUCUGGUUUAUUAAAUAGCACAUACGUUUUCAUAGAGUCAUAGACUCUUAGAGUUGGAAGGGACCCAAGGGUCAUCUAGUCCAAUGCCCUGCAAUGCAGGAAUCUCAGCUAAAGCUUCCAUGACAGAUGACCUCUGCUUAAAAACCUGCAAGGGUGCACCACCUCUCAUGGGAGUCUGUUCCACUGCUGAACAGCUCUGUCAGAAAGUUUUUUCGAAUGUUUAGUCAGAAUCUCCUUUCCUGUAACUUGAUGCCAUUGGUUCGAGUCUUACCCUCCAGAGCAGGAGAAAACAAGCUUGCCCCCUCUUUUGGGUAUGCAUACAACUGUCAAGGUUCAGCUCCAUUUCAUGUCUUUCAGAGUAUGCCCAGGUUAUCAAAAUGUUGGGAAAUGGCAGACUGGAGGCAUUAUGUUUUGAUGGUGUAAAGAGGUUAUGUCACAUCAGAGGAAAGUUAAGAAAAAAGGUAUGUAUUUUCAACCAGUGUUUCUAAAGACUUGCUAGAAUGGACUCUGUGAUUGAAGUUAACUAAUGAAUUUCAGAGUAAACAACAAAUAUUUGUAGUGAUUCCUCUAUAACAUGACCCAUGUUACACUAGUUUGCUGCCAGAAUAUGGGUCUUACAUCAUUAGUUUGGAUACUAUUGCUUUACUCUCCUUGCCUUCUGUCAGGUCUGUCAGAACAUGAUUGAUACCUCCACUAUUUGUCCUCUCAAUCCUGGUCUGCUGAGUGUGUACAGAAAAAUAUUAAAGCCACACUUAAUUUUAACAGAUCUGCCCUACUUUUUUCCUUACUAAACAAUUGCGCUGCAGCUUCCUCCAUUUGACUGUCACUCAGAAUGUCUUGUUGCUCUUCAAUUUUUCCCCCUUUCCUGCUCUUUACAGCUAAAGUUUUUGCCAUCUUCAAGAAGGUUUUAGAGAAUUUUCACAGAUUGCUCCCUUGCUUUCCCUCAUAAUGUUCCCAGUUUGUGACUCCAAACUUGUUCUCCUACUUUAAGUCCAGGAUGGAGUUUCUAAAUACCAUUACAUUCCCUCCAUAUUAUUCCCUCCUCCCCUCCAGGCCAUCCUAUUCUAUGGAUCUGUUUUCCAGUAUACUAAACUCUUACUUCCACCCACUCCUUAAUUCAUCAACUUCUGUACAGGUAACUCACAACUUACGCACAUUUAACUUCUGUGAUUCAGCUUUAUAUGCUUGGAGGGAAAUUGUUUUUAAUGAAAAGGGGCAGGUGUCUGGGGAGAAAGACUUUGGGAAUCCCACCUGCUAUUGAACCCAAUGUGUUUUGAGUAUACGUGGUUUUGGCUUUACACACUAUCCCCAGAACAUAACCUCAGUGUAAGUUGAGAGUCACCUGUACUGCAAUUGCUCUCAUCAAUGUUUAAAUUGGCUUUCUUGAGACAAAACCUAGACAUUCUUUCUUAAUACAUUAUUGUUCUUCUUGAAGUGAAAGAUUCAUUUUUCUAUUAGCAUAUUUGUUGGAUUCUUCUCAUUCCUUGCCUUCCUAAAUAAUUUCCUUUUUUGAUUCUCCUAUUUACCUGUUGCCCAAAUAUAAGUUGCACCUGCAAAUAAGCCGCACCUUUAAAAUUCAAGGCUUAUUUAUGGGUGCAGCCCGCCUCCCAGCGGUACCGCCCUGAACUAGGCGGGCCUUAAAUUCUCCCAGCACUCCCUCCCCAAGCUGGCUCCGGAAGAGGCUUGCUAGCAGCGGGCGGGCUGCGCAUCGUUGCCCUGCGCUCCUGGGCUGCUCUCUGGGGGGGAGCCGCGCUGCUUUGCCAGCGGCCUUCCCCCUUCUUUCUGGCAGCUGGGGGAGGCUUGGGAGCAGUGGGCCACUGCCCCAUGCUCCUGGGCUGCUUCCUGGGGGGGGGAGCCAUAAGGUCACAAAUAUAAGCUGCACUUUAACUUUUCACGACCCAAAUUUGGGAAAAAAAAAUUGUGGCUUAUAUUCGGGCCAAUACGGUAUUUCCCUGUCCUCUUUGACAUUUGUGUCCGUAAAGGGUCUUGCAUUCCUUGAUUGCUGCUUUUUAUUCUCCACUUUCCUUGGUGAUCACACUUAUUAUGGCUUUGUGGCUAUCAUAUCUACUUUUCUGCCACUUUUGAUUAUAUUUCUUCCAACUUCCCUCAAGCUCUUUCUUGGUUCUGCUCUUUACAUUGUGAGCGACUUAUUUUUAUUAUUUUGAAGUUGAAAAAAUCCAAUGAUAUUAUUGUUGUUAGAUUGUUAAUGAGGAAGAAUCUUGGGUUUGUAGGUUUUCCUUAAUUAUUUGUUUGAAUUUUAGGUUUGGAUAAAUACAUCAGAUAUCAUACUGGUGGGUUUAAGAGAUUACCAGGUAAAUAUUGUUGUUUUUCUUUCUUUUCUUAGUUUUUGUAACUGUAAGUGAGGAGUCCCAAAACCUGAGUUGCUGGUGUAAACAUUAAAAGCCCAAACACCUUGAUCCCCUGUAUGGACCAUAUUUUAUAAACCUAUCCACACCUGCUGGCACUUCGUUAUUUAUUAAAUUUGUAUACUGCUCUUCAUCUGUAGAUCUCAGGGUGGUUCACAAGGUAAAAACACAAUACAUAAUAAAAACAAAAACAAACCAAUAACUUCCCCUUAGGAAGAAGGGAAAGGGAUAACUAAAAUGUAUGGAAUAUGUGCUGAAGCAUGCUUUGUACAAAGCCCAUUUGGUAAAGCUUCAAGUCAUGCACUGGUCUGUGUGUGUGUUUGAGCUGCGCCUGUAGUUCCAGUAAGACUAAUGUGUAGUGUAGUAUGGCCUAGCUGUGUCAUAUACCAUAUUUUUUGCACCAUAACACUCACUUUUUUCCUCCUAGAAAGUAAGGGGAAAUGUCUGUGCGUGUUAUGGAGCGAAUGCCUGCGGGUGGUGGUGGAGAUCUGCUACAGUCGUGAGCAGAGGAUCCAUGGUUCCCCUUCCUUCCCUCCUCCGUGGUUACAAAGCAUGGAUCCACAUGGAUCCUCAGGAUUUUUGCAUUGGGCUACUCCAAACUCACUGUCAGAUCACAUGUCUGUGGCCACAGCAUGAACCACAAAAAUCAUAUAUCCACUAUUUCGUUUAGAAUAUUUUUUUUCUUGUUUUCCUUCUCUAAAAACUACGUGCGUGUUAUGGUCUGGUGCGUGUUAUAGAGCGAAAAAUACGGUACCUACCUGUCUCUGCAGAGGAUGAGGUGAGAAGGAGAGAUUUCUAGCACAACUAGGAAGACAGGAGCGCUACCACAGACCAUCAAUCUAGCCAGUUCCUAUAGUAGGCUCAACAUAAAUGAGAAAGGAAGUGGGGUAGAAUCAAGCAAUAGAAAAGUUAGUAAAUUACCAAUUUUAGACACACUUUGGUUCAUAAAUAUAAUUAAUUUGGAGUUUCUUAAGAGUCAAAAGUAGCAGAGAUGAUGUGGCUGAAAAAGUGUAGCUUGACUUGUAGCACCUACAAGUUGAGCUUUAUAGUACAUAGCUCAUUCUCCUCCCCUCUCACUUCCAGGUCUUCUAAUAAUAAUUUUUAGUACUGAAACUGUUUUUAUUAUAUAAACUUGAAAAGUACAUGCCUCUGCUGAAAUAAUCUCUGUCAGCAAAAAUUGGUCUAUAACGGGGCUAGGAGGUUGUCUUCUUCAAUAUAUAGAGCUUGAUAAGAAAUAACAAUUUAAACGUCCAGUUAAAGUAAGUUUUGAGCUAGAUUAUUUCCCUCCCCCCCGAAAUACUACUUACUAGUAACUUAAUAUUAUUUAGGAUAACAAGGCUGACGUCAUUCUAAAGUACAAUGCAGAUGAAGCCAGAAGUCUGAAGGCAUAUGGAGAACUUCCAGAGCAUGGUAAGAAUUUCCUUGGUCAUUUCAGAAGCUGUUACAAAUAACAGGGGUGGGGGGACUCACAGUAAAACAGCUGCUAAAAUGUGUUUCUAUUUUGUUUUAAUUUCUACUAGCCAAAAUUAAUGAAACCGAUACCUUUGGGCCUGGUGAUGAUGAUGAAAUCCAAUUUGAUGAUAUUGGAGAUGAUGAUGAAGAUAUUGAUGAUGUAAGUACAUGCAAAGUAUCAAGAUGGUUGUUCAAGGGUAGAGUAUGCUAACACUUUGUACCAUUCAACUCAAGUUAUAUUGCUUGGCCAGGGGUCUGCAAAUUGUAACUGAGCCUGGUAAGCAGAAAUGUAGAAUAAUGGUUUGGAGUAAACGUAGAGAGCCUUUCCUUUUCCACUGAGCAAGAAUGCCCUGCCCUCCACAGAAUUAAGGAGAAAGAAUGACUUAUAGUGCAGAUGGCAUUGCUCCCCCACAAAUUUGAGUUCCCUUCGUGUCUCUUUUUAAGUUAAAACACUACCUUCACUUCCCUAACAGGUAAAUUGUAUAUAAGUAGACAAUGUAGAUUCUCAAAAAUAGUCCUGGUUUGUUGUUUUCCAGCUUCCAUUCAGCAGUAUAUACAUAAACCAUUUGUAUGCUGCCUUUCCAUAGUUAAAACCAUGCUCAAGGCUGAAAUUUAACAUACAAGUGGCAACCAUUUUAGGCGCAUUGAAUUGACACACAAUCACCAAGGCAGAAUGGGUGCAAACAGGGCAGGAAGUGCUUUCAUAUGCUCCACCAACACGUGGGAUCCGGGAUCUGAACCUCCAUGUGAAAUGGUUACCACCUGUAAUCACAAAUAUAACAAAAGUUGUCGUAAGCAAUACAUAAAACACAUCAAAAAAUACACAAUCAAAUUAAUCAAUUUCCACAUUAAUCGUAAUAAGAUAUAAAAGAUUAAUAUCAAUAAUAGCAUCACCCCUCCCUUCCCCCUCAAAAAAACCAGUGUCCCAACCUGAAAGUCUGUUCAGCAGCCUCAGCUUUUGUAACUGGAGUCAGUUUGGUCUGCACCCUCCCAGGCCAGGGGAGAAAAGGACCGCAAGGAGCAGGUCUUCCAGAAUUCACAGCCAUGAUGGUCCCCACUAAUCCCCACUCUGUUAAGAGGUAAUCAUAAGAAUAAUUAGGGGUGCCCAAGCCCACUGAUUUCUUUUGUGUCAGGGCAGUUUAGUUGAAAUACAUUUUGAGCAUAUCCACUCCCAAGUUUUUUCUGCCGGCCUUUAAUUAUUAUAAACUGCAGAAACAAAAUAAUUUGGCACGGGUUUGGAGAGAAGUUUUCACAACAAUGCUGGGGCCUGCUACACUUCUAAAGGAAGAGAAUUCCAGAGAACUCACUUCCCAGAGCUUGGUUAACCUCUUAACAUAGCAAGAGGGACAAGCAGGAUUGUAGAGUACUGGUCAUCAGGCCUCUGGGCAUUAUUACCUGCCAGAAUAAACACCCUUUCCUCAAGCAUGUCAGUAAGUGGUUUCAUGAAAGACGAAGCUUAACUAUGUGUUUCAAAGCUUAUCUAGUGGUGUUUUAGUACUCAACCAAUUGAUCAGUGAUCCAUUUCUGUUCAUGAACAUAUGUGCCUUUAUACUUCAGAUCUAAGCGUUUUGGAUAUGAAUAACUGGAAAUUAACAUUGUUACAUUAGCCAGCCAUACAGAGAUGGAAGGUUUUCCAAUGUUCUUUAUCUAUAGUCAAUUUGAAGCCAAAAGCUUUUUGAUCCUUGAUGUCAGUGGAAUAAAAUUAUGCCCGUCAUGCAUAGUCAUGAUAAAAGGGCAGCCAAGAACAGCAACUCAAGCGACACAAUAUAUUAAGCUUAUCAUAGAUUAUAUGAUAUAGUGAAAUUGUAAUUCGUGACUUGUCAUACUUUUCCUUCACUUGCAGAUCUAAAUGGAACUGAGGAAUACAUUCCAACUCCACCUCAAUAAUUAUUUUGUUUUCAAGUCCAUACCUUAAAGAAGACUGAAACUGCAUAACAUUUGUAGUUACACCAAACCAAUAUAUUGCCCAAUGUUGAAGUAUUUAUAUUUCUUUUAAAAACAGAUGAUGUUGGACUCUGAAAAGUUAAAUGAAAUAUUACAACUAUUUUUGCCUCUUUACCAAUUAGACCUUUACAUCUGUGUGUAAAUACACUUCCUUAAACUCCCUCAUUUGCUUCAUCUUUUUUCACCACUAAACUUCACUCAAUCUGUUUUGAAAUAAUAAUAAAAAAUAUUGCCCUAUAAUUAUCAUGGAAUUUUGAUUGAAUGUGCAGGCUAGUGCCCAGUCUGCCAGUGCAGUGUUUUUUCCUAAUACCCCUUGAAGUCAAAUUGUAACAUUUUGAAAAUAGAAAAGGCAGAGAUUGUCUAUAAAAUUCAUAAUGCCUAAAUCUGCUUUUUAAGUUUUAGCUGCAUGUUAUUUUUAUACUGGUUUUGAUAUUGAAUUUCCUCUUUCACAGAUAAAUUUGCCAUAGUGAGGGGAGAGAAUUUUUUAUUUUGAAAAUUAUGUAUGUUUGAAUAGCUUUUCCCUAUGUGGAAGUGGUAAUGCAGAAGUUAAAAUAGUAGCCACACCAAAUUUAAGUUGUUAAUUAAACUGAAUGGCUUGCAAUGUUAUAUUGUAACUUAACAUUUUAACAGGUGCUUUUGCCCUUACCUUAAAAGUUCAACAUUUAUUAUAUUAUACAUAUUUAGUUUAGAUCCUGAGUUCCCAAGAGCAGAACUCUAGUCACAGUAUGGCUUAUGCUGAUUCCUCCAUCUUUGACUCCUGGUGCCUCCUGAAAAGGUGUUCUGGAGAGUUGGAGAAACUUUUGAAACAGCAUAUGAGGUGGUGCUGAGGUCUGUUGGGGAGGGAUUCCCUCUGGAGUCCAGUCCCUUUGGAGAAUGGAUUUCAAUUCAUUUAGAACAGUUGUUCCCAAGAAUGGUCCAUGGACCCCAGGGGUUCUGCGUAAUCCACCCAGGAGAUCUCUGGCACCAUUCACAUAACAAAAACUACCAUAGAGAUAUCAGUAUUUUCAAAAGUACGGGGUCCACGGUUUGGCUUUUGAAAAAUGGGAUCUGCGGUACUUAGCUAAUUGAGAACUACUGAUUUAGAACAUUCUUACACUUCAGUAAUAAAGAGGAAAAAUGCUCAGUUGUAUCCAACACUGCACAAGCGGAUUUCUUCGUGUAAAGCAGAACUUUCUCCCCCCCGCACCUCCGCUCGCAACUGCUCUGGAGAGUCUGCCUAUCUCUGGAGCAGAUUUUGAUGGUUCACUGUGGGGGGGGGGUAGGCAACUGGGGAGAAAGUUCCAUUGUGCAUGCUGAAGUCUGUUGUGUGAAUGGAACUGCAGUGUUUGAUCAAACCCACUAUGUUUAAAGAAGGUUUUCACUUUCAAUUCCAUCAAUUAUGAGGUACAACUGCAUAAAGGUUUUUGAAUCUGAGAUUAUAAAGGAGAUGGAUGUUAAGUUCUGAAAAUUUCUAUCUGAAAUUAACCAGUUGAGAAACAAAUUGAAUGAGCAUUUUCAGUUUGAGUGGGAGUAGCACACCUAAAAAGUUCAAUAAAGACUAACAUAGUCCUAAUAAUAUUUAAAAGUGCUAGAUUGGUUUGUGUUUCCUUAGUGCUGUAUCUCUAUUUUAAUCAAGGAUAAUUAAUUCCUGUUAACUAACUGAUUUGUCUACAACAGUUUUCAUAGAACACUCAAGUUCUUAAAUUUUGUUAUGCAGCUAAAGUUUCUUAAGUGAAAAAACAAGAAUUUCAGAAGUGGAACUGCAUACAGCCACACUUGUGUCUAACCACACAUAUACAAUACUGUUGAAUUGGCCUCUGCUCACUGAGUUUUGAAGCUGGUGGGGUGGAGGUUCUGCUCAAAGUUACUGAAGUUCGUAUAUUGCUUGCCUUGUGAGUAUUUGAUAUCAGAUGAAGUAAACGUUUUGGUGUUAGUGUGUAUUUUAUCCUUUGUAAACGAGGGAGGAAAGAGGUGUGUGGGGGGGUUAAAAUUCACCAAACCUAUAUACCUGUGUGUACAAUGUGUUGCACACAUUGUAUAUUUUAUGUGUGGGAUAGAUUGGUUUCUUGGUCUUAGACUGAUUUAAGACAACAGUUUAAGCAUGCUUUUUAAUAGCAUUACAAUGUGCAUGCUUGGUUAGAAGCAUUUAAUGGACAUGAGAUCAUGGAAGUCUUGCCACUGACAAUGUUUCUGAUAAUGCUAGAAUAAGAAUAUAUGCCAGAUCAGGACUUGUCUCGUGCAGCAUCCUGCUUCCCACAGCAACCAAUCAGAUGCCUAUGGGGAAGCCUACAAGCAGGAUGUAAGAAAAGCAACCCUCUCCCUGCUGUUGCUUCUCUACAUCUACUUUGCAUCACACAAUGCAUAAUGUUAUACACCUCUGUUGUGUGUUUGUUGCCUGCUUGCCCAUUUUCCAAACUAAAAAACCCCCUGUGUAAUCUUUCUUCAUAGUGCAGUUGAUCCAUCCCCAUGGAUUAUUUUGGCUGCCCCACUUUUUUGUACCAUAUCAAGUUGUAAAAUAUUCUUGAGAUGCACUGACCAGAACUGUGCAAGGUAUUCCAAGUGUGGUUGCACCAUAGAUUUGUAUAAAUACAUUAUUUUUGAUCCCUUUCCUAAUGACGGAAUUCACCAUUUUCACAGCUAUUUCACAUUGGAUUGACAUUUUCAUUGAACUAUCCACUAUGUCGCAAGAUUUCUUUCCUGGUCAGGCUCUGCCAGUUCAGAUGCCAUUCAUGUAUGUGAAGUGAGGAGAUAUAUUUACAUAUAUUUGCCAUAGUAUGCAUAAUCUUACAGUUCUUUUCAUUGAACUACAUUUGCCAUUUUAGUGCCUAUUUCCCCAGUCUGAAGAGUUUCUUUUGGAGUCUCAAUAUCUGACAUGGUUUGCAGCGCUAAAUAUUUUGGUGCCUCAGUAAAUUUGGCUAUCUUGCUGCUGACUCCUAACUCUAGAUCAGUAAUGCACAAGCUAAAAAGCACAAGUCCCAAUACAAAUUUCUUCAGGAAAUCCCCACUACUUACGUUUCUCCAUUAUGAGACACAGGGAUCUGCUCUACAACUUGGCAGUGAAAACAGAUGCAAAGGGUUGAUUUAGGUUCCCUGAAAUCUCCUUUUCCUCUUUUAGCACACCUUGGACUCAUUUGUUGUGCAAAGGUCCAACUGUCUCCCUAGAAUGUCUCUUUAAUGUAUUUCUAAAAUGUUUUAUUGUUGGUCUUAAUGUUUCUAGCAAUACAAUCCUCAUAAUCCUUUUAAUUCCUUUUUGUCUGCUUGUAUUUCUUUUGCCAAAGUUUGUGUUCCUUUUGGUUAUCCUCAUUUAGACAACUCUUCUGUUUUCUGAAGAGUGUCUUUUUGCCUCGCGUCUCUGCUUGUUAACCCUUUGGCAUCCUCAUAGCUUUGGUCAUACCUUUGCAGAUCUGUGGUAUCUAUUUUAGCUGAGCUUCUGUGUAUUGUGUUUCAGUAGCUCCCAAGCCACUUAGAGAGAUUUGACCCUCUUGACCAGGCUUCCUCAAACUCAGCCCUCCAGAUGUUUUGAGACUACAGUUCCCAUCAUCCCUGACCACUGGUCCUGCUAGCUAGGGAUCAUGGGAGUUGUAAGCGAAAAACAUCUGGAGGGCAGAGUUUGAGGAAGCCUGCUCUUAACUAUCCUUUUCAAACUUUUUUUUCACCAAUCCCUCAACAAAAUUCUACAGUGUUCCUUUUAGAAGUCAAAUAAUGCUUUUGUUGGGACUUUCUUGGCAAUUGUCUGCUUCAAUAUGUAAUGCAUUUGAUAGAGCUGUAGUACUGUAGUUUCCAAAUGGUUUAACACUUGCAUCUCACAACAGGUCCUGGGUGCCACUUAAGAUUAAGUUCUGUGUCACUUUCCAUCUGGUCAGUUUUAGGACCAAAUAGCUAGGGCCCAGAUCACCCUGGGCCUUUUGCUCAGGGGAAUGUUAGUACAUUUUCAGUACUAAAUAACUUUGGAGACUUGCGAUUAUCACUCACACACAAUGGUUCUGGGGAGUUGUAUCCCCUUUUUAAUUUUUUGACCAUAUUCCAGAGCAACACCUUUCCCUUCCUAUUGGAUUUAAAUAAAGAUGGAACUCUAUUCCACUCAUUCUUUCAAUACGCAGGGUCCCUCUCCAAACGUCUGUGUCAUGUGGAUUUUUCCUUUAUGGCUGUGGACUUCUGGCUGGCUAUCAUCCCACUGCACUGCGAUUGACUAUUUCUACCGUGUUGCAAUUUGGACAUUUACACAUUCUCAUCCUCAUUUCAUCAUAAACCAGAUGCUCUCCAGUUCCUGUCAGAUUUCUCCCAGGGAAAGAUAUAAGGGUUUUUAAGAAAUAAAUAUUUUCUUAACAAUAAAAUUUUAAAUUCUAAAAAAAUAAUAAUGAUGUGUUAGAUAACGGGUAUUUCUCUGUCCUAAUUCUGACUAUUUAAAACAGCCUCAAGUUAUUAUUUUUAAACUGUGGAGAUAUCAGGGGUUGGACCUUGGGUUUUAUAUGUUAAAAUUAGGGAACCAGUGGUCCUCAACAUGUUGGACUACAACUGGAAGACCACAGGCUUCCCACUCCUGCUUUACAUAUUUGCCACUGAGUUCUACCACAUCUUCCAACUUAAGCUCCCACUUCUGGUUAUGAUCCAAUCACUAGCUAUGAUCCAGCAAGUAAUUUCUAGCAUCAGGGCAGCUGUGUGAUGUUGAUGACUCAUUUAUCCCACUUUUCCUUCAAGGAACUUAAUUCAGGGCAAUAUGUGAAUUAACCCAUUUGAUCAUCACAGCAACAUAAGAUUGGUUGGUUGGUUUGAUGUAAAUUGACUUUUCCUCCUCUUUACAAGAUGUAAAGUUUGUGCAUGUAUUCAGUUCUAACAGUGGUUUAAUUUUUAAGGGCAUGAAUAUAACCUGUUUCCUUGUUGAGAAGGAAAAAGCUAAUGCCAAGGAAUAAUGCAGUAUGCUGGUAAUGUAUAGUUGAGACUAUGUACCUAAGUUCAUUAUGGUGGUUUAAUUAAAAAGACAUGAAACCCUGUUAAAUAGCAGUGUUGUCUGAAAUGACAUAACCACUUAGUAGUGCAUCCAAAUUGUCUAACACAGGAGUAGUUCUUACAGCAAUGCUAUUUCUCAACAUGUAGCUCUUAUAAAGGGUUUUCAAAUGUGAGUUGUGUCUUCUCAUGAACAAUCUAAAGUGUAAAAUACUAGCUCAUACAUACAGUUCCUACAAUCUUCAGUAUUGUGAAAUAUACAUGGAUCAUAUAAGUUGUUACUGCAGCUUAGGUUUGAGGAUUACUGGAACACAAAAUGAUUUCUAUGAAUGAAAAAGCAGACCUAACUUAAAUUGCUAACAGGUCUAACUCUACUCAGUCUAUAGUUCUAAAAAACCAAACAAACCUAGAACUGUAUUAGUAUGAAUAAUUAACUUUUGGGUAUAGCAGAAGUUUAGCUGUCCCUUUUGGUGGCUUCCCCUACUCAAUAACCACAAUUACUCUCUUUUUCAGUUGCUUAUCUGCCCUCAGAUCCGCCUUCUCCUUCAAACAUACUGCAUUCACAAUGAGAGUGGAUUAAGGAUGAAUAUUUUUUUUUUGGCAAUUAUGUGGAAUGGUGCUGACUUGAACCGAAACCUCCCAGCUGCCACUUGUAGCCAUUACAUAAUACCUACUCUAAUUGGUUCUUUCUGUCCAUUGUGAUACAAAUAAAUAUUUUCUCUUGGGAGGCUG